UUGUGUUUUUUGCUUGGAGUCGAUGAUUGGGUCGGUCAUUUUUGUGCAGUGCGAAAUUCCUCCGUUCCUCGACGGGCAAAAAUGACUUCGCAAUUGACAAAAUACGGUGAAGAAGUCUGAUAUGUUGUCGGUGAAGUGAGAGUGAUUCAUGAUUGGAUUUUAAUUUUUUAUUUAGAAACGACGACAAAACGCAAAAAUGGAUUUUCCGCAGCAGAUCGAAGAAAUUUUAACUGAAAAACCAGCACAAUUCGAUGUUACAAUGGAUCCAAUACUCGACGAGAAAAGUCAAAACACAAAAUUCGAUCCGGACACAGUAUUAGCCGCUCUACUCAAUCAGCAUGCAACCAAUGCGAUAUCAACUAAUAUUCAGGCGAAUGAUUUGAAAAACAACGCAAUGUCGUCCAGCAUUGGAAGUAUCCUCGAAGACACUACACCCAGUGAUUCAGGCGUACAACUACUCGACUCCGAGUCCAGUGAAUUAAUGAUAGAAUCAAUAUCGUCGCAAAAUGGUUUCGAAUUCGAUGAUAAGUCUACAGCUGUAACGACGACCGGACCGACAUCAGGAAAUUUAAGCGUUACCAGUGGGAUAAACAAUCAAUUGCCAGAUCUAGUCUUACCGGCUGGCGAACAAUCGCCGAAGCCUCUCAUUGCAAUGACUAAAAGUGAUUUUGAGAACUCGAAUGUCGUUGAACAGAAGCAACCGGACAUUACAACAAAUACAACCACUGAAGAUAUUAUGACGACCAGUAAUUGUUCGACAUUCGACACGGAGAAUAUUGUUUACAGGCGAAGAGUGAAGAAACCACACGCUGUCACAAAACAGGCUCCCAAGAAGCGAGUGUCGUUUCACGAAGAUAUACUGAAAAAUACUCGCACAGAUAACAUUCAUAUCGAGCACGGCUUCAUUACCUACAAGAACGGGAGGAAGGCAGGCGUUGUUCCCGGCCGUUAUUCUUGGUGUUCCGAAGGGGAUGGCGAGGAGUUCCACAACCAUCAAGCAGAGAAUCAAGCUGGGCAAGUUGUAUACCGAAAUGCUUGCUCAGAUGUUCUAGAUUAUGGAAAUGCCGAUAUUUAUGAAAACGUUGAGAGUAAUUACUUGCAAUACGACAAUUCCGGUGUAUUUGAGUACCACCACCAGGACAAAGCACAGCGGAAGAAUGCAAACCAUGAGAAGCGCUUGUACAAAUGUUCAUGCUCAAGUUCCAACUCCAGCUUGGAGGAUUCCGGUGGAGAAGAUAAUGGCAACAAGAAUGGGAAUCCUGGCAAAUAUACCCAGGCUAAGUCGAGUUCCUGCGACUGCAUUGGGAUGAAUAACACUAACAACAAUUUCAUCGGGGAGAACUGUUACUUUUCCGAACCAAGCAUUGACUAUUUGAACGAGAAUAAUACUCGCAAGUCGGUUUGGAGCAAGGAGAAAAAGCCAAAGACCAGUUGCUUGAAAAAAACUCGUCGGCAUACUGAUAUCAUUCAAGAGCAUGAUUUGAACAAUAAAAUGAAAAAGUUCAAUGUUCACGAUGUAAAUAACUUGAUUGACAAUAGUAAAAUGAUUUUUGGGUCAUUGAAAAGUAUUUUUACAAUUCCAUUGCCCGAACGUGGCGUGCCAGAGGGUUCGGAAGAUGUGCAAUCCGUAUAUGAGUGUAUACCGGAGAAUGAGCCAGUGAAACCAACUUCUCCGAUGAAGCCUCGCCCGUUCUUAAGCAAAAGCCUAGAUGGAGGCUUAAAAACCGAUCAGAAUAAUCAAAAGAAGAAAUUUGUUCAUAAUGUGGACGAGCAGUUGCGACGCAAAAACGAAGAUGAUUUGUAUGCUCCCACACGACAAAACAGUGACGACGAAAAGCAAUCUGAUAAGGGGGAUAAGACGCCGGAAGCUGAAAUAACAGCUCCGCCUGCAGAUAUUGUAUCUGACAUGUCACAGUUCCGUAAUAAGUUUAUAAUCAAUUGUGAAAGUACAGUUUUUGAGCACACCGGAGUUUCUUAUACAUACGAAGCGGAGCCCGUUGAUCCAAACGUAGUGGGAGUUGGGGAGAAGGCCACUCCGGUAGCGGAAUCUUCGCAAUCCAUGACGUCUACCUUCAUUUCGGCUCCAAUUAAACAGACUUUUGUGAACAUAUUUAAAAGCUUGACAGAGACCGCGACAUCUCCCACAGUAAAAAAGGAGGACGAGACAAUGCAGUUCUUCCCAAAGAAAUCAGGCUCUGGGGAUGGAACUCCAACGAAACAGCAGCAACUGCAAGGAAAACAACGACGCUCUUCGUGCAAUAUCAUGACAGCAUCGGUAGACAGGCAAUCAAUUUGCUCCGAUGUCACUACUUCAACUAACACAACUACAAAUAAUUGCGACUUGUCUGAUACACCUUGGCAAAAAGUCCAUGCCAACUCCAGCAAAUUGUCGCCAAUAUCGCAAAAACAGACAGCGAAUUGGGCACAAAAUCGGCAUCUUCCAUCACCCAUGAAACGCCGCAAUGGUAGCGGUGGAACUCUCGCAACGGCUCGUUACGAUCGCGCUCGAAUGAGCCCCGAUCUCUUCAAUUUGUAUGGAACUGGUCGUGAUUCGAAAAACACACUUUUCAGUGAAGAGUUCGAUGAUAUUUUAACAAUUACUACAGACGCCGAUAAGAAUGAAAGUGAUAUAGUUAUUUUAGAUUAUCCGGAAAGUACGCCUGAGAAACAGGAUUCUGCUCAUUCCAGUACACAAAACUUACUAAAGCCUCCAAAGUCGAGUUUGAUUAAUCGUUUCCUCCGCAAUGUGACACAAAAGAAAAUCAUAGAGACUUCGAUUCGAAGGAAUAAUUUCUUUGCUGAUAAGAUUAAGAACGAGCAAAAGCUUUUUGCUGGCAAUUUAUAUUUGAAGGGGGUGAAGCCACGAAACCCUGAAUUAAUUGAGGAUUUAAAUGCGGAAAUUGCUAUGGAAAUCGAAAUGUCUGGGGUGAAUUCGCCACGUAGAGAGCUUGUGGGUGCUGAGGCUGGAAUGGCAGGUGAUAUUUCACGAUUCGAAUUGGGAAUUGGUGAGAUUUCCGUUGAAAUAUUCAAUGGAAAUUGUUUACAUCUGUUGCGGGAAGAGAAUGAGGUUUUACUGAAGGUGUUUAAGUUGUAUACUGGAUACAGCAGGGAGGGAUAUAUGACUCCUGUUUUAGUUUUCCUGACUGAUCGGACCUUAUAUGUUACUGACUUAGUUCGCAAUCGAUUGUGCAAUAAAUUCGUUUUGGCGUAUUCGGAACUGGAUGUGAUUUUGAUGGGUCCAUACGGAAAUACUGUGCUUUUAAGUAACAGCGCGAGGGACAUGCAGCAAGUGUUGUUGGCGGGUGGACCGUAUCCAGCUGACGGGCUGGUAGCCAACUUGGAACUUUGCGCACGACGUAGUGGCUCUACUCUUCCGGCAGUCGGUCAGUUGACGUUGGAACAUUUAGCCCCGCUACAAGCUUUUGUAUGUGAAAACUCGUCUGUUUCACGGAAAGACGCGUGGGUAUAUUAUGCUGUUGUCAAUGUUCCGGCUGGCGCUUUGGGGUCUGAACAGGAGCCUCUAGGACCGCAUAUUAAGGGCUUUUUGAUGCAUCGACGUUUGCAAGAGACGACCGUGAUGCGGGAAACUUGGCAACCCGGAUACUUUUUGUUGAAGGCUGGAGUACUUUACAUGUUCAAUGACUCGACACAGAAACUUCCAACAUGGGCUAUGGCACUAGCUGAGUGUCAAGGUGCUCGACGAGCCGUGAAAACAGGACGGCCGCAUUGUUUUGAAAUUCUACUAAAGCACGAAGUAUUACAAUUGGCAGCACCCGAUGAAUAUGUGGCAUCGGAAUGGUUACAAGCGCUAGUACAAACUGCUAGCGGGGUAAGAUUGUUUGAGAUGCAAGAGAAGCACAAAACUCUCGGUUGUACAUUGGUUAUGACUGAGAAUCACUUGAUCACGUUGCGCGAGGACUUCCGAGCCCCAUUGCGUCGUGUUAAUAAGUCAGGCGAUAGCUCCUCGCUAGGAAAAGCUUCUCCAUUCAAGGAGAAUGUUGAUCCGAAUACUUUAGAUAUAAGCAGUGCAAUGAGUUCCGUAGUCAGUACGCCAACUAAAAAUACACAUCGCUCAAAUUCAUCUCUAACAUCAACGCCGACAAAGCUCUCGUCACAACUAUCACGAUCGACAACAGUAACAACUCUAACAACACAUACAAACACAACGCAACAAGGACAUCACUCGCAAAUCCAUUAUUCUGUUGAAAAUGAGAAGAGCUUCACAAGCAUGAGCAGUAUCUAUGGGAAAAAUUCCGGUGUUGAAGUUUUAACGAGUGCCGCCAUUGAAGAAAUGAUCGCCAUACGUAUACCAUCGCACAAUGAUAGUUGGUGGUGCAUUUUGGAGUUCUCUUGUCAGGAAGUACGCGAGAAUUCAGAUGAUUUAGUGAUAUUUUUUGCCAGCAGUUCGGAAAUGCAACGAUUUCUACGGAUGCUUGAACAGUUGUGGCAAGCGAAAAAUAAUGAUCUGUUCCCUGUAACAAUACUCGAUGAAGAUGAUUCGCUAUCAGAACAAUGCACGAAUCUAUACAUGGACAUUAACCGAUCCUGGGAGCCAUUGCUAUCAGCUGCACUUGGAUAUCCUCGAUAGGCACUCAUUCCGUGAGCAAAUCCCUACACACAUAGAAACAUUAUAAUUAGUCGCAAAAUCCCGGAAAAGAUAUUAUUCAAAAUAUAUUCAAAAAACACACAUCAUCAUAUUCAGCCUAAAUACCCUACAAACAACAACAUAUUAUAUUUUAUUCAUGAUCCAAUCUCUAUUCUAUCCCCUCAAAUCUCUUUCUCUCUAUCGAUCUAAGACUAAUUCUAUAUAAACCUAAUGCUAAUCAAAGUUAUCUUUGUAUUAGAUGGAAGCUACUUUAGAAACAGACAAGAUGAAAUUCAAUGAAGAUAGACGAAAUUAAACACCAGAUUUUAGUUGUUUUCGUAGGACAACGGUGGCAGCCUCUUUAUUUUGUGAUAUUUAUAAGCAUAUGCAAUAUAUCAAUAUGUAAAUGUGGUAUAGUGAUAUGUUGUGACCAUUAUUUUUGUAAUAGCGAAAGAAAGAUCAAAAUGAUAAUUAUAUUAAUUUCCUCGGUGUCGUAAGUAUUAUCAAAAUGGAUAUUUGUUAAGUUUGUAUGUAUUUUUAUCCUUGAAAGUCGGUUUCGUUUUUUUCUUAAAACAUGGCUUGAAUUUCCAAAGAAUACGGAAAAUGAUAUUCUCACAUGGCUCCGACAUUUUGUAACUAAUCCUUUUUUUCUCGUAUUGUGACAAAGAUGAUUUACAUACACAAUACGGGUCCGAUAUUACUUGUAAGCUUCUAGUCAGUUGAAUGUUGUUCACUAAAAGCUUUUUAUUUGUUGUGUAUGGAAACAUUUCUACAUUUUUUUUUAUCUGAAAAUGUUUACUAAAUAUUUGCUAAAAAGCCAAAAAUAUUAUAUAUAACUUUACAUUCUUUAAGUAUAUAAGUGUAUUCAGUUUAUUUUCAAAAUGUACGCAUAUUUUUCUACGUUGUUUAUGUACAAGUUAUUUUCUGCUGAUGUCAUUUCCAGUAACUUUCUUAAAAAUUUAUUAUUUCAACGAGAAAAAAAAAACAAAGGAUGAUUGUAUGGAAAAUAUAAAUGUAUAUGUGUAUGUUUAUGUUUAGUGGCAUAGCAUGAUGAUAUUAAACUAGUUGAAUGUUUAAAUUGAUUCUUUGUUUUACACCUUCAGUUUCCUCUCAAGCUACUCACUCGUUUGAGUCAUAUCUUGCGGAUUUCACGAGCUUGGUCGUAAAUCAGUUCAACUUAUCUUUUUAAUCUUUAGUUCAAUUCGUAUUUUCGACUCGUUAUUUUGGUUUCAUUGUUCAAUAUCUAAGAGUUGAUUGUUUGUGGACUUACGACUUAUAUGGGCUUUCCUCUGAAAACUAAUAUCUUCGAUGUUUUCUUCAAUGGGACUUUGAGAGGAAAUAUAUGACAUGAUGUCCAGGGAGUUUACAGCGAGAUAUGCAUGUCUUGUCAUAUUGUAAUAUAGUUGUUUAUGUGGUGUGGUUGGUAGGUAAACAAGCGGCUCUCUUUGAUAACCAAUUUUAUUUCAUUGUGGAGACCUCAGUCGAAUGUGUAAUCGCUUCAGGUACCCAGUUUGUACGUGGACACACAAUUUGGGCAGCUAUAUUUUAUCACAGGUUAGAUGGGAAGUAUUGUACGAGUAUACUAACACGUUUUCUCAGUCGUUAGUCAGUUCUUUCCACCGAAGUCUUGUCCUAGUUCAUAAGUUUGUUUCUCGUUUGCUUUUUGUGAAUCAUAUCUAUGUUACCCAUCUUUUUUUGUCAACAACAUGCGUUUAUUUGUUGUGCUUUUUUCCAUACAUCAUAAACGUUUAAAUGAAAGUAAAUUAAAGUCAAUGAGGGUAUUAUCUGGAGUCCAUCAACAAUUACACCACUACAAUUUCAGGCGGGGCAUCAAAGGAGCGUGUUUUUAUGAUAGAACACGAAGUUUUUUCUGUUGAUCAAUUCGAACCGUUUUUCAUCAGAUGCCUAACGUAACUCCUCUAGUUGAUCAUCAUCAUCAUCGACGACGCAACAACCGCUAUCCGGUCUAGACCUGCCUUAAUAAGGAACUCCAGGUCAGAGAAGCCCAAUUAUCGUCGUGGUGCGCCAUUUUGGCGCCAAAAACUAGUAAAACCAUAACUGUUGUGAUAAAAGCCAGGAGGCAGAGUGCAGCCGGUUCAGAUCUUCAGAGCCAGCCUGUAGCAUCCACCAAGGAAAGCAGCUCUCCCACCUUGUAGCUAAAGAUCUCUCUGAGGUUCCUUAAGAGUUGUUUACAAAGUGUCCGCAGUCUGGCUCUAGCUGGAGCUGGGCAAUCGCAAAGGAAGUGCUUGGGGUUUCUCCCUCUUCUCCACAGGCCAGUGCCCACCGUAAUCUUGUAUGCAUUUGCACAUGUUUAGCACAAGAGUUCUCGCGAUCGGGUUUUAUUAUAGGCGGACGAAAUCCUCCUUGGCUUGGCACAGGUGGUGAGCCUUCGCCAUUUGAGGUACGUGACUGCAGUCCGUCAGCCCACUCUUUAGCCUCUAUGUUCCUAUGAUCGGGAACUUAGAGUAAGGUGCCCUUGAGCGUGCCGCCCAGAAUAUUCACCGUGUUUCUGCACUGCCGCCACCAGCCUGGAGGAUGCCGCCGCUGAUUACAAAGCCUUAAUGGCUGCUUGGCUUUCGGUCAGAAUGACUAUGUUACAUUUGUGUGCAUUCGAGAAAACCCCUGCACCGACUCCACAGACCAUAUUUUAUCCGUCGUUGCAGAAUACUGCGACAUAGUUUUGCAAUACGCCGCCGGUCUUUUACUCUGUCCUGGUUGGAAAGUUCACAGCAAA
Messenger RNA from Hermetia illucens (black soldier fly), 7319 nucleotides. RefSeq lists its product as uncharacterized. Gene Ontology annotation, biological process: regulation of protein localization; Golgi organization; lysosome localization. The coding region runs from base 197 to 4588 and encodes 1463 amino acids. The record is from RefSeq and is a predicted model, not a curated record. Gene Ontology annotation, cellular component: endosome membrane. The transcript has 8 exons. Gene Ontology annotation, molecular function: kinesin binding. NCBI's taxonomy places the organism in Eukaryota, Metazoa, Arthropoda, Insecta, Diptera, Stratiomyidae.